AUGGCCAAGAUCAAGGCCUAAGACCCUCAAGGGAAGAAGGAGCUGCUGAAACAGCUGGACAACCUGAGGGUGGAGCUGUCCCAGCUGUGCGUCGCUAAAGUGACAGGCGGCGCAGCCUCCAGGCUAAGAUCCAAGUCAUCCACAAAUCCAUUGCAAGUGUUCUUAUGGUUAACCAGAGAAAACCUCAGGAAAUUCUACAAGGGCAAGAAGUACCAGCCCCUGGACCUGCAGCCUAAGAAGACACGCACCAUGCGCCAAUGUCUCAACAGGCACGAGGAGAACCUGAAGGCCAAGAAGCAGCACAGGAAGGAGUGGCUGUCCCCGCUGAGGAAGUACAUGAUCAAGGCCUGA
Molecule: messenger RNA, 351 nt
Organism: Gorilla gorilla gorilla (western lowland gorilla)
Lineage: Eukaryota; Metazoa; Chordata; Mammalia; Primates; Hominidae
Product: large ribosomal subunit protein uL29-like
Biological process (GO): maturation of LSU-rRNA from tricistronic rRNA transcript (SSU-rRNA, 5.8S rRNA, LSU-rRNA); translation
Cellular component (GO): ribosome; cytosolic large ribosomal subunit
Molecular function (GO): mRNA binding; structural constituent of ribosome
Source: RefSeq, a predicted model, not a curated record